AUGGCGGAACGGUCGCAGCCGCUGGCGCUGGUCCGUGUAACGGAGCUGGAAGUUCCUUUCGACCGGAGCAGCACUCAAAGUACCAAUUGCAAUCGCAGCACUUGUCGUGAAAUGGAGCGUCUCCAGGCCGAACUGGGGCUCGAGAUCCAGCCCCAGCGUCUGCAUCGUCAGUACACGUUGAACGUGCUGCCAGUGAGCGCUGCAAGUCGAAGCUCCGCGUCUCGAAGCGGCGUCUUGGACGCCAUCGCCCCCGAUGCGUUGGAGGACGUGCUGAGUCGCUGGGAGGAGAAUCAGGUCAAGUGGCGUCAUUUCGCUGGUUCAGGGACACCGAAGCAGGAGUUUGGACGGGACCGUGACGAGGACGAGACGGUUCCGAUGCUAGAGGAUGGCGGCCAUUUCUUUGAGAACGUCCGACGACCAGAGACUUUCGACGUGACGUUUGGGGCUGGCGAUCUCGGUCUGGAGGUCGGGAUUGAUGCAGUGAAGAACAAAGUGGUGGUCAAAAGUGUUCAAAUGGAGACGUGGAUUCAAGCUGCGGUGGCGCCAAGGGCUCCCGGGACAAGGGUGAGGAAAGGCUUGACCGUGGAAGCUGUGAAUGGCCAGACUGAGGUGUCGGUGGCAGACGUGCUGGACGAGCUGCAGUUUAGUAAACGACCGAUGACUGUGACGUUCCGACGCGCGACGAUGGUCGUGUGUAAACUUUGCGAGACCAAAGUCGACGCGAGCAACUUGGACGAACAUGUCAAUUACUGCGUCUUGUCCAAGCGGGUGGAGCUCGAAGCGGAUGUGAUUAACGACUCGCUGGUGCAACUCACGGCAUCGCUCGAUGCGUCGCUCGUGGAAGUUGAUGCAGUGGGCAAGCUGGACGAGUUGCAUGCGUACCAUGCACUGCGCAUGGCAGCUGUCCAGACGUCGUCGUGCGACGUGACUAGCGUGGAUGCAUUUGCACUCUGUGCUCAACUCGUGAAGGUCAUCGAUCGGAUACGACAACAGGAAGAGACGUUGAAGCUUGACGUCAGAGGUGUUGCAUAUUGUGUCAAGCUGCGCAACUUGAUCCACGCCAAGAUGAGCAAAAUGCGGGCAUCGCACAAGAUGAUGUUUCAGCAAGCUCCGAUUGAGAUCAUGCGGUCGCCGUUGAAGCGAACCAAGUCACUGGAGAGCAUUAAAAACCGAAGAUGGUUGCGAUCUCGAAGACGCUCGAGCUUGAGACCGACUUCUUAUCGAGUCUCGAUACGUGAUUUCCAAAUCGUCAAGCCAAUCUCAAAGGGGGCGUUCGGCAAAGUAUACCUUGCUCGGAAGAAGACGACUGGUGACCAAUACGCGAUAAAGGUGCUUGCAAAAGAGCACUUGCUUCGCAAGAAACAGAUCCAGCAGAUUGAGACCGAGCGGAAUAUUUUGGCUAGUGUGGUGAGCCCGUUCGUUGUGAAGUUGUUCUGGACGUUUCAAACCAAGCGUAAUCUGUUUUUGGUGAUGGAAUACCUCCCCGGUGGUGAUUUCAUGUCGUUGUUAGAGUGCAUUGUACAGCUGGAAGAACAGGUGGCAUGCGUGUAUAUUGCAGAGAUUGCAAUCGCGCUUAAUCACUUGCAUACGAAGGGCUGUGUCCAUAGAGACUUGAAGCCCGACAAUAUUCUGCUUUCGUCCACUGGCCACAUCAAGUUAACCGACUUCGGCUUGUCCGAGGACGCUGUAGCGCUUAGUGAUAUUGACUUAGACCCUGACGAUGAAUGUGUGGCCGAAGAUAGCGAGGUACGGGAUAGCAGUGCAUCGGAAGUUUCGCCAUUCACGCCGGAAGAUGGCCGCCCGCGUUGCAUCUCAAUGUCCAAGCGAAAUUUGAAAAAGCAGUCCGCGUAUCACACAUAUGGGCGAUGCGGCACUCCAGACUACUUGGCACCGGAGAUCAUUCUCGGUGCUCCUCAUGGUCCCCCUGUGGACUACUGGGCACUAGGCAUCAUUCUCUACGAAAUGAUGGUAGGGUUUCCUCCAUUCAAUGAUGACACGGUGGAUGCAAUUUUCGAAAAUAUCUUGGAACGGCAAAUCCUUUGGCCCGAUGGCGAGAAGUGUUUGUCAGCUGAGGCGGUGGAUUUGAUCGACAAGUUGCUUGAUUCGAACCCGGAAACGCGUAUGGGCUGGGAGGGAAUCAAAGAGCAUCCGUUUUUUGAAGGCAUUAACUGGGACACGAUUUUGGAUUCCGUGCCUCCAUUCGUGCCGACGCUGGAAGGGCCGACCGAUACGAGUUAUUUCAAUAACCGCAAUCUCACGGACAUAUUCAUUGAUGAUAGCGACUUUGAUGUCAUUUCUCGCUCGGCAUGCAGCAGUCAGAACAAUGUCGACUUUGGGCCAGAGUGUGACGAUCCGUCGCUGGGUGUACCCGACUCGAAAGCUCACGAGGACUUUCCUCGAAACAACAACGCAAGUGAUGUUUCUGCUGCGACAGCAGAUGUUGAUACCUCGUGGGGGGCCACCGGGACACUGGGUGCACUAGGCUCGAUGGGUGCUACAAAUAAGGAACACAUUGGCCGGGUCUUACAGACGGAAGACAGCAACAACCAUUGUCGAUUCCCUAGUGGGAUGUACGACAGCACCGAUGACUCCAAACUCUGCGAUGCAUUCAGGUCUUUCAGUUUUACCAAUAUGAACGCGCUUGCUGCAGCAUCUCAAGCCGAAGCAGAAAUGAUGACGGACACUACACAGCCAAACGAAGGCGUCGAGUUCGGUCCAUCAAUCUUCAUCUAG
Molecule: messenger RNA, 2733 nt
Organism: Peronospora matthiolae
Lineage: Eukaryota; Oomycota; Peronosporomycetes; Peronosporales; Peronosporaceae
Source: the annotation of a GenBank genome assembly